Molecule: messenger RNA, 785 nt
Organism: Rana temporaria (common frog)
Lineage: Eukaryota; Metazoa; Chordata; Amphibia; Anura; Ranidae
Product: phospholipase A2 inhibitor and Ly6/PLAUR domain-containing protein-like
Exons: 6
Coding region: 1-777 (258 amino acids)
Source: RefSeq, a predicted model, not a curated record
AUGUUCCCGUCAUUAUAUCUCCAUCAUCAGAGAUUCCGUACAAGCAGUUCCUCACUUAUCUCAUUAAGAAACAUAAAUAGCGGUGAGGCACAACUGGACAGUCACUUCGACUCCGAGACUCCGACUCCUUCCACAUCAUUCAUAUCCAACAACAUGAAGCUUGUGCUGAACUUGUUCCUGAUUCUCUCCAUCUCCGUCGCUACAGGGACCUGCCUUGUGUGUGAGAGAUGCGAGAAUCUCCAUGGAGACGCCUGCAAUAAGACUCAGACCAGCACCGAAGUCUGCGCCCAUCACGUCACGCAGUGCCGCACCACCAUUAUGGUUGAAACAUUCGGAAAUAUCUCCUACUGGCAGUCCUGGAAAUCCUGUGCCAACAACCCAAUUCUGUGCAGAGAUACAUUCAACAUGUCCGUAGGAUAUGAGCUUUUCAAAAAAACGGUGUGCUGUGAGGGGGAUCUCUGCAACAAGGGGGCAAUAAAAUUGGAUGCUAUCAACAGGACGGAGAACGGGGUGAUGUGUCCAUCCUGCUAUGCUAAAGCUGGUAAAAGCUGCAAGCCGACUGAAAUGCGCAAGUGCCAAGGACACCAGACAGCUUGCCACUCAUUUUCUGGCCUAAUCUUUAACUCAACUCAGUUUGAACCUUGGGCCUAUCAAGGAUGUACAACAGAGAACACUUGCCAUUAUCGUCCUCCACCAUACCCUGAGACUUUGUUCCAGAAGGGUUUCAGACUGUCCUGUGUUGACAGCAAAAACAGCAAAUACAAAGUCAAAUAUUAAAAAAAAAA